UCCACAGUGAUUAAGUUAAGUCCCGAUCCGGAUCUCGGCACACAAUAAGACCGAUACACAUGGUUAACUAUGGAGUAUAAUUUAGUUGUGAAUGGUUUUGAAACCAAAGUGACUUUAGGCGAGGAGAAAUUGACAUUUUCAGUUUCGAAAUUUGAUGGAAUUUCAACAAUCAUCAGUUACCAAUUAGAUGAUGUCAUCGGAUGUGAAGAUGCAGUAAAGGGAUGGUUUCAGAAGACCGAGAUAACUCGAGUGUGGCUAAUCGAACACGGUUCUUCGAACGUUUUGCUGAAGAAGUGCAAGGUGAUUUCUGGGGAUCAAAGGAAACAUUUCCAGUAUGAUUUAACGGAAAUGUUAACAAAAGAAACAAAGCGCCCCAAAAGAGUGUUGGUGAUGAUCAACCCUAUCGGCGGUAAUGGUACUGCCAGAGCGGAUUUCACAAAUAUUGUUGAACCAGUCUUUAAACUGUCAGGGAUAUCCAUGGAUAUAAUCUUCUCUGAGUACACUGGACAUAUGAUUGAUGUUGCGAGAACCUAUGACUUUACCAAUACUAAUGGGAUCGUACUACUUGGAGGUGACGGGUCAUACCAUGAAGUGGUCAACGUGAUGAUGAGAAAGAGACAGGAGGAACAAGGCGUUGAUAUAAACGACCAAAAUUCAGUAUUAUCUCCCUUGAAUAUUCCAAUAGCCAUGAUACCAACAGGAACUGGAUGUGGGGUGACAGAAAAUAACACAGGUUGUAAAGACGUUUUAACAGCUGCUCUUCACGUUGUUAUAGGGAGAACUGUGCCUUCUCAUUUGUUGGCCCUGUACAGCAAUGAUAAACUCAUUAGCUUUGGUGGAACAGCCUCGACGUACGGAUUCAUGACAGAUCUUCUUUUCUACUCCGACAGGAAGUUCCGGUGGCUAGGGCGAUCCCGAUACUUCAUUGUUCCUAUUUGGCUGUUUCUUUUCAAAUCCCAUACACGACGUUUUUUCGAUGCCAAGGUCACCUAUUACACAACAGUAUCUGAGCGACGUAACAAUGACAACAAGACGGAGAUCUUUGUUGGAGACAGAAAACUGUCUGGAUACAGUUCAUAUACGGCUGAGAGAGUGGUUUUCAACAGAAAGUUGUGGAACAUUAUGACCUUGAUCGGAAACGUUAUCUUUGAGGGUAACGUCGUGUUUGACGUCCCUAGGAUGUUUGUACCCAAGCCUACAGCGUGUUCCUCUUUCAUUUUCUGCGGCACCGUUUCGUUUGGAUUCGUGUACAAGUUUUUCAAGUAUGUCGUUCAAAGGACACCCAUGGAAGUGUUAGCUAAUGAGAUGGAGGUUUUAAAUGUCCGGGGGCUUAACGUAGAACUGAUGGAUAGGUUGGAUGACGAGAAUCCAGAUAUGGCGAUGUUGAGUAGACUUAUUCAGGUAGACGGGGAGAUUUAUGAACUGGAGGCGCCAUCAUUUCAAUUACGGUACACACUUGACGUUGUGCAGAUUUUCUCAAGUUAUCUGUGAAAUAAUCGUAGUUUCAUAUUUUUCAUGCGUAAAGAAGUAGAAAUUUAGUAUGCUUAAUUUCCAAACAUGUGCUUGCGUUUUUUCUUGUUUGUAAGUCACCAAUUACUAUCGGAUCAAAGUCUAUCGUUUGGCCUAUUACAUUAGUAUGUAAUAUUAUUAUUGGUUAUUCGGUGUGUACGUUUUAUUUCGUCAAUGGGCAUACCAGAACAGACACAAUCUAAAGCAUGCCAAGAACCCAAAUAAUCCUAACCAAACUCGCCAUUUUACAUUUCAGUAGAAAUGCUAGAAAAUGACAUAGAUGAAAAGUUUGAUAUCCAAAUUUUUUCGAAAAUUCAUGUUACGGAAUAUAAUAAGUGCAAUAAAGUCCUUUUCUAUUUAGCUCACAUGAGCCAAUUACUCAAUUAAAGGACAUAUCUCAUGUUUUCAAAGUAUACAAUAUUACAUGCAUUUUGUCUUCUUUAUGCUUAUAGUAAUUAAUUCUAAUAGUUCGUUCGCCGAAAUUUUGCGAUAAUUAACCACAAUACAGACUUAAAUCUAAGCCCCGCUUUCAAAAAGUCAAGUUAAUUAGGUAGGUUGUCACGUGGUACAGUGACGUCACAUGCGCCCUUCGGAUUGUGACAGUACUGCGAGAUAUCAUUAAAAACUCAACUUUUAGGGGCCUAAUUAAUUUACCAUGGGCAACAUUUAAAUCGAUGUUGAUAAAUUGUCCGAGUUUUAUAUGUGUUCACCACCAGUGAACACAUAUAACGAUGUAAAUACCCAAAUAUAGCGAGUAAAGCGUGUAUGAAAUCGGCAAAAUUGUGAGUAAAUAAUGUUUAUAUGGGUCGCUGUCUACAAACUGUUUGGGGAUGUUAUUCCUUUAUACAUCUGUAAUUGGCGCUGUUUUUCUAAAAUAAACAGUGCAAUCAUUAUUUAUUUUUGGAUUACACAAUUAUGAUACGUUAAAUUGUUGACAACUAGGCCCUAUGCCAAGCUAUUGUCACGCGCUCAUUUCGGAAAGAAAGAAAAAGACAACACACACACAAAUCAAUAAAAAUAUUCAAAUUUAAAGUGGUAAUCACAUUAUUUUAUUUUGAUAAAGCAAUCUUAUUACUAUUUUUGAAUUGUGAUCUGCACGUCUUUAGGAAGUACGAAGUGGGAGCACGGCGUUAUAGCCUACUGACGCACUCAAGAUGCGUAAGUUCAAUAAAGAAAUAAUUUUAUAAUUCAAUUUAAAGUUAGGACAUACAAUAUUCUAUUAUUUGUAUAAUCAAAAGUUCAAUUAUUUUGUAUCUUUAUUUUUUGUUGUUGUAAAUCUACCAGUUGGUAGAAGUUACAUUGUAUCGUCGAUAUAUAUUGUUACAAGGUGAAGGUCAGUUGAUCCGAGUGUGUAUUGAAUUUGAAGAGCAAAACAGAAUGUAUGCUAUAGGCCUACCAGUGCUUAUAGCUUCGAUAUAUCCAUUUUCUCGCAGUUUAUCAGGGUCUCUGUCCAAGAGAUGUUUGAAAAGGUGACUGGGUGUGUUUUUAAAGGUAAAGUUCUUGCUCCAACAAAAAAAUUAUCCACGUCUUUUUUCUCGUACCUUCCUUCGAAAAAUUGAAAAUUACUCAGUCUAAAUCCUUUCUACCGACAACUAGUACACCCGAGCACGACACAAAACAUCUUAAUGCAUUAUUAUUUACAAGCCGUUAACGUGACAAUUGUUUUUUUGUCGAUUAAAUCUAAUCUGUUUAUGAAAUGGCUAAUAGAUGUUUUCAAACCCGAGGGCGCAUAUGACGUCACACAAAAUGGCGCGUAAACUAGCGAAAGAAAAUAUGCAUAUCGCAAGAUUUGAAUUUCAUCGCUUUCAAACUCGCAAACUACGCAAAAUAUUUCAUUUAAAACACAUUUAAAGUAGUUUUAGGCAUAAAAAGAGUUAAUUUUGCUGAAAAAAUGAAAAAGUUUAGAAACAUGCGUUGUGUCCUUUAAGCUUUUCUGAUCGAAAAAGCUAUAGCGCACUUGCCGACAAAACUGCCGACUCCACAAUUGAUAGGGAAAACAUUGGGUCAUUUAAAAAUCUUCUCAAAAAUGACUGGUCAUGAAAGUUGAAAUUCACAUGAAAGCUUCCUGACAUGCAUGUCCCAGGGGAUAGGGUGGGGCCACAAUAGGGGAUCAAAGUUUUACAUGGGAAUAUAGAGGAAAAUCGUCUUAAUAACACCACAGCCAUGAUUACUCAUAUUAAGAUGUUAGCAUACCAGAUACUUUAACCGUGCUCAUAACUUUAGAUUGGUGAGUGAUAUAUCGUUCAUAUUUGAUUAAUGCAUUCCUCAUGAGAAGACAUUAAUUUUGGUACCAAAGAUUUUGACCUGGUAACCCUGACAUUGGAUUUUGAUCUGCUUAUAAGGAACUUUAACCUAGAUAACAUAUCCUAAACUGUUUAAGGUAGGGGUUUCAUAUCUUGUAUUUAGAUUCCUCAUGACAAGACUUUACAUUUAAUAUUAUGAUUUUUGACCGUGUAUCAUGGUUAUGUCAUUACCGUUUGAGGAUAUGCUGGGACCACAAUAUGUCAACAUUUGUCAUGGGAUGAUUGAUUGAAUAGUGUUUAACGUCCCUCUGAGAAUAUUUCACUCAUAUGGAGACGUCACCAUUGCCGAUAAAGGGCUGCAAAAUUUAGGCCUAUGCUCGGCGCUUAUGGCCUUUGAGAAGGGAGGGAUCUUUAUCAUGCCACACCUUCUGUGAUACGGGACCUUGGUUUUGCGGUCUAUCCGAAGGACCUCCCCAUUUAGUCGCCUUUUACGACAAGCAAGGGGUACUGAGGACCUAUUCUGACCCGGAUCCCCAUGGGACUAAAGAUUGAAUUUUUUUUAAUAAUAGCUGAACAACAGCAGGGUCAAGGUAAUUCAGGUGAGCGAUGUGGCCCAUGGGCCUUUUGUUUAAAAUUCUUGAUAAAUUUUUAAACAAAUUAGCUAUAUUGCGGUAUAUGAAUUUAUGUUAUGGAAAUAUAAUUGACAGUCACGUGACGUGUUCUAUCCAAUGACAGAGCAACAUUCUAAUCUUCAUGCAUAAUAAUAUGUAAUAGUAUGUUGAAUAUUUACAUGUAUAUUGACUAUUAUUAACGAUAUGUUAUCAAAUAUGUAUUUCUUAUCAAUAUUUAUACUACAGUAAACGAUACACUUCAGGUA
Ostrea edulis (European flat oyster) is the source of this 4629-nucleotide messenger RNA. RefSeq lists its product as uncharacterized. The record is from RefSeq and is a predicted model, not a curated record. Lineage: Eukaryota; Metazoa; Mollusca; Bivalvia; Ostreida; Ostreidae. Gene Ontology annotation, molecular function: kinase activity. The transcript has 12 exons. The coding region runs from base 70 to 1491 and encodes 473 amino acids.